AUCUCAUUUUAACUGAGCACAUGCUGGCGCCUGGGUCCAUUGCUUUAAGCUUCGGGCUCAGGCAUGUUUGCAAAAUGUUUGAAUUUCAUGACAGGUGAGUGGUUUGUUUGAUGUGCAGUUUCUAAGCAUUGGUUGUCAUGGUUUCCGGUGCUUGUUAAGGAUGUGGUCGAUUGCUCUGAAAAACCUGAAAGAGGAAGACUCACAACACCGAAAACAGCAUGGAGUUCGCAUCAGGCUGCCUAAUGCUCUGCGCCUCGCUGAUCGUCACCCCCGACCGAUCUCAGUUCUACCAGUAUGAAGAGAUCUCUCUGAAGUGUGCUGCCGACUCCAGCGGCUGGACAGUGAGACGAAACACCUCCACCAGGACGUCUCAGGUGUGUAAGUAUGGCUGGGGGAUCCCGGGCGAGUCGUCCUGCACCGUCGAGUCCGCCUUCCCAUCCGACACCGGGGAGUACUGGUGUGAGUCUCCGCAGGGGGAGCGCAGCAACACCGUCAGCCUCAACGUGACAGCCGGCGAUGUGAUCCUGGAGAGUCCUGCGUCUCCUGUGAUGGAGGGAGACCGAGUGACGCUCCGCUGCUCCUACAAGAAGAGAUACGACGCGGCUCCUACGUCCAACUUCAACGCCUCGUUCUUCAGAGACGGCGUGUUAAUCGGCCUCGAGCCCUCGGGAGAGAUGGUCCUCCCAGCGGUGUCCAGAAGGGACGAAGGGUCCUACAGGUGUCAGCACCCAACAAUGGAAGAGUCCCCGCAGAGCUGGCUGGCAGUGGAGGCUCAGCCUGCAGAUGCCCCUCCUCCUCCUCCUCCUCCUCCUCCUCCUCUUCCUCCCCUGCCCUGGCUGCUGGGCUCCGUCCUGCUCUUCGUCUUCUACAAAGCCCUCCUCACCCUGGGGGUCUACAAGUACCGCAGGUGGUCUCGAGCUCGAGGCGAGGCCAGAAGAAGAAGAAGAAGAAGAAGAAGAGCGUCCCAUCAUGUUGUACAAGAAGGAAGAAGAAACUCUUAA
This is a messenger RNA of Etheostoma cragini (Arkansas darter), 1001 nucleotides long. RefSeq names its product Fc receptor-like A. The coding region runs from base 219 to 1001 and encodes 260 amino acids. Gene Ontology annotation, molecular function: transmembrane signaling receptor activity. NCBI's taxonomy places the organism in Eukaryota, Metazoa, Chordata, Actinopteri, Perciformes, Percidae. The record is from RefSeq and is a predicted model, not a curated record. Gene Ontology annotation, biological process: cell surface receptor signaling pathway. The transcript has 5 exons.